AUGGAUUUAAAAGACAUAAAGGGUUUCCUUUAUGGAUGGCUAGGAAAGCAGAAGAUUGGUGCUCCGCAGUAUACAAUUAACGCCGUAACUCGUGGUGGAACCCAGAGAUUCAAGUGUGAACUACGUGUACCAGGACAUAACUACGUGGGAUUGGGUAACUCACUCAAUAAGAAGGAUGCAGGAACAAAUGCAGCCUUGGAUUUUUGCAAUUACCUUGUACGUCAGGGUCUACUCAAAUCAUCGGAUGUUCCAGCUCUUGAAGUGCAUUCGUGGUUAUUUUUGUCAUAUGUGUUCAGUAGUUCCUUAGGUAUAGAGGUUUCGUGUGAGCUCUCUUGUUUUCAGGGAGACGGUUCAGCAGGAUGGAAAAGAGCUCCUCCAUCGGCUCAUGACCAGUAUGUCACGCAGAAAGCUGAAGAAAUCGCUCAGUCUGAGAGUGUGGAUCUGAAAGCUGAAAUUCAUGGUGGUUGGACUAUGGAUAACAGUAAAAAGGCACUUAAUGAGUUUCUGCAGAAAUUGCGUCUACCACCUAUUGGGUACAACACAGUAAUUGAGCAAAAAAACUACGUUGUUGUAGAAAUAUUUGGGCGAGGUCAAGGUUCUUCAAAAAAGGUGGCCGAGGCGGGCUGCUCUACGACUAUUGUUAGACAACUGUUCCAUUUGAGAAUGUUAUCCGAAUUUAAGGGUGAACGGAAAAAGUCGGCUGUUACAAUGCUUCCGGAAAUUCCUAUCUUGAUUCCACCUUCUUUGGCAGAACGUGUGAAAAAGCACGUGCUUAAUUCGGGUGUGACACCGGUUUCUUUCACAGAAGAGGACAAUCCUACACAAGAAAGACCAAAAUCGCUGCUGACAAACUGCAAAUUGGAUCAGUUUCCUGACUCAGAGGCAACGCCACCCGGAAAUAUUUCAUGGGCCCCUCCAAUGCAGAAUUGGAACGCAUGGCGUGCUAGCAAUAUUGAUGAGCCUCCCCUAGCCUUUAUGUCACUUCCCGAAAUUAGUGCGAAGCUAAGAGGAUUAGAGGAGUCAAAGGCAGUGAAUGCAAGCAUGGCAACGUGCAGGGAAAAACUACCUGUGUUGCAGUUCAGAGAUGAAAUAUUGAAUACUGUGAGAGCAAAUCCUGUCACUCUGAUUAAAGGAGAAACCGGGUGCGGGAAAAGCACUCAGGUGGUGCAGUACCUUCAAGACUCAUUUAUUUGGAGUGGACAUGGGGCCGAGUUUAAUGCGUUCGUUUCGCAACCAAGAAGAAUAUCAGCGAUCUCUUUAGCUGAACGAGUAGCCUCCGAAAGGGGCGAAGAAUUGGGGGAAUCCGUUGGAUAUGGUGUCAGGUUCGAUAGUAUUUCACCUCGGCCUUAUGGCGCUGUUAUGUUUUGCACUGUCGGAGUUUUGUUAAGAAAAAUGGAAAGUGGAUUACGCGGAAUUUCUCAUAUAAUAAUUGAUGAAAUUCAUGAACGCGACGUUAACACCGAUUUCAUCCUUAUCGUUCUACGUGAAAUGCUUCGCGAAUAUACUGAUCUUCGCGUGAUUUUGAUGUCAGCAACAAUCGACACGAAGAUGUUUGUAAAGUUUUUUAAUGGCAUCUGUCCAGUUAUCGAAAUGAAAGGAAGAACAUUCCCAGUGCAGCAUUUUUUUCUUGAAGACAUACUACGAAUGCUAAAAUAUAUGCCACCACCUCCGGAGAAAAAAAGAAAAGAAGAUGACAAAAAUCUAAACAUUUUAACUGGCGAUGUGAGUCCAGAACUUAAGAUUGCGAUGGCGAAUCUUAGUGAGAAGGAAAUACCAUUGGGUGUUAUUGAGGCUAUCCUAACUGACAUUGCAACUCGUGGUGAGGCCGGGUCAGUUUUGGUGUUCCUGCCAGGUUGGAAUGAGAUCAUGCUCGUCAUGAAUUUUCUCAAUAACCACUCCGAAUUUUCAAAUCAAUCGAAAUAUGUUAUUCUUCCACUUCAUUCACAACUUACUGGUGCAGAACAGCGUAAGGUUUUCGAUCAUUAUGGCGAUCGUAUGAGAAAGAUUAUCCUAUCUACAAAUAUUGCUGAAACAAGCAUCACCAUUGAUGAUGUAGUGUUUGUGAUUGAUUCGUGCAAGGUAAAAGAAAGGAUGUACACGUCGAACAAUAACAUGGUACAUUUUGCGACUGUGUGGGCAUCUCGCACCAACUUGGCACAAAGACGUGGUCGUGCUGGUCGUGUGAGACCAGGCUUUGCCUUCCACUUGUGCAGUAAGGCUCGAUUUGAUGCGCUCGAGCAGCAUCGUACUGCUGAAAUUCUACGUACACCGCUACACGAAGUAGCACUAACUAUCAAACUGCUUCGUCUAGGAAGUGUUGGCGACUUUCUUGAAAAAGCUCUUGAAGCGCCACCUUAUGACAUGAUAGUCGAAAGUGAGGCAAUGCUGCAAAGCAUUGGAGCUCUUGACCGCCACUUAGAACUUACCAGCCUUGGUCAAAUUCUUGCUCGACUUCCCAUAGAACCAAUGAUUGGAAGAACAAUAGUCAUGGGGGUCGCUCUGGGUAUUGGCUCUUUGAUGUGCGACAUAGCAGCUGCAUCAUCCUUUUCAUCACCUUUUGUACCUCGUGAGCGGUCACACACGCGACUAAAUUCGUCUCAGCGCGCGUACGCAGGCGAUCGAUGGUCGGACCACAUAGCUUUGGUUGGUGAUGGUUCAUCAGAGGUGGGCAGUCAUGCAGAAGUAUCAUUGUGUAAUUGUGUUUCGUUGAGUCAGACCAUCCUGAAAAUGACUGUAGGUGCCAAACGUCAACUGAUCGACGUGCUCACUAAUCAGUGUGGCUUCGAAGGUGAAUUAUUUACUGACUGGAUGUCUGCAUCAGAAAGUGACUACGAUCUGUUAUUAUCGUUACUUAUUGCUGCUUACUACCCAAAUAUCUGCUACUAUCGAGGAAAGAGAAAGGUGCUUGUGUAUACUCUUGAACAAGCCUCUGCACUAGUAAGCAAAAGUUCUGUUUUGACGCCAUUUCAAGGCGAUAAUUUUGAAUUACCUUCUCCACUGAUUGUGUUCUCAGAGAAGCUUCGUACCCGUGUCAUCUCGUGCAAGCAGUUAUCAGUAAUUUCGGGAGUACAACUGCUUUUGUUUGGCUGUCGCAAAAUUGAAUGUGUUGGUAAAGACUUGAUUAGGAUGGACGACAUGAUCACACUUAAAAUGGAUGUAUCUGUGGCCGCAUCGAUUGUAGCACUGCGUCCAUGUAUUGAAGCGAUGCUGGUUAGAAGUUGUUUGAAUCCAGAAUCACUUAUGGCAGCUAAUCGGGAAUUAUGCUCAUUACUUCGAGAGUUGUCAUCACGUAGAUUCUACGCAAGUGGUGGCCCGAUGAAGGAUGAUCUGUUGACAGAUGCGGCUUUGGUAGUUAUUAAGUCUUUUCUUUUCCUGUUCUUUUUAUGCCAUUUUGAAAUGUAG
Messenger RNA from Angiostrongylus costaricensis, 3402 nucleotides. Lineage: Eukaryota; Metazoa; Nematoda; Chromadorea; Rhabditida; Metastrongylidae. The record is from the annotation of a GenBank genome assembly.